Molecule: messenger RNA, 2035 nt
Organism: Polyodon spathula (Mississippi paddlefish)
Lineage: Eukaryota; Metazoa; Chordata; Actinopteri; Acipenseriformes; Polyodontidae
Gene: dcaf11
Product: ddb1 and cul4 associated factor 11
Exons: 14
Coding region: 98-1813 (571 amino acids)
Biological process (GO): proteasome-mediated ubiquitin-dependent protein catabolic process
Cellular component (GO): Cul4-RING E3 ubiquitin ligase complex
Molecular function (GO): protein binding
Source: RefSeq, a predicted model, not a curated record
UAUUAUUUUUUAUUAUUAUUAUUAUUAUUUUUCGGUUGAAGCGAAGCGACCGUUAGUAGCGCGCGCCGCCGCCGCUGCAGUUUGAAUUUCGCGCUGAAUGGGCUCUCGCAGCAGCUCGAGCGCAGCUGCUGCCAUGUCCGGAUCCGAGCCGAGCCGAGACGGGCCAGACUCGAACCGAAACCACCGAAGCGGGACCGAACCGAGCCGCAACCGGGCCGGGGCUUCGUCCGGGGGCAACCGGGCGGCUUCUUGGAGCGGGUCCGGGGCGGCAGGUCCCUCACGCGGGAGAGGGGAAGAGGACGUGGAUUUAGCCCAAGUCCUGGCGUAUCUUCUUCGGAGGGGCCAGGUCAGGCUGGUGCAUGGGGGCGGGGCCACAGGCUUGCAGUUGGUCCAGAUGCACUCGGACUCAGACUCGGACAGCGAUGGAGCGUGGGAGGGGAGACUGGGAGACCAGUACAGCCCUCCAGUGGAUUUGAACCCUGACACUUGUGAAGUGGACCGCAGUGAAAUCAAGACUCAGAUCCGAUUGGCUACUGGAGCGGCAGGGUCAAAGGGCACCAAGAGUUUCGCCGGGCUUCUGAGACAGAGGGAGCAAGGCCGUUGCCUCAGUAGCAGUUUUUCUCAUGGAGAGUGUUCAGACAUCAGAUCACAUUUCCUCCCCAAUCACAUGACUCGCAGAGAGACGUUCCAGCAGAAAGCGUUCUGUGGAAUUUACUCCAAAGACGGGUCGAUAUUCAUGUCAGCCUGCCAAGAUCAGAACGUGCGUCUCUAUGACACGCGGGAUGGUCGGUUUCGACUCUUCAAGACCAUCAAGGCCCGCGAUGUGGGCUGGAGCGUCCUGGACGUGGCCUUCACCCCUGACGGAGCCCAUCUGCUCUACUCCAGCUGGUCUGACUACAUUCACAUCUGCAGUAUCGAUGGAGACAGCGAGAGCCACGCUGCGCUUGACCUGAAUCCAGAUGAGCGCAGAUUCUGUGUUUUCUCGCUCACCACCUCCUCAGACGGAAGGGAAAUCUUGGGAGGGGCUAACGAUGGGUGCCUGUACGUUUUCGACAGAGAGCAGAACAAGCGAACGCUCAAGAUCGACUCUCACGAGGAUGACGUCAAUGCGGUCUCCUUCGCGGAUGCCUCCUCUCAGAUCCUGUUCUCCGGGGGGGACGAUGCUCUGUGUAAGGUGUGGGACAGACGCACCCUCCGGGAGGACAGUCCACAACCUGUGGGACAGCUGGCGGGACACAGGGACGGGAUCACAUUCAUCGACAGCAAGGGAGACGCUCGCUACCUCAUAUCAAACUCUAAGGAUCAGACGAUCAAACUCUGGGACAUUCGCAGGUUCUCUCCCAAAGAAGGUCUGGCUGCUUCCAGACUGGCUGUGACUCAACAGAACUGGGACUACCGCUGGCAGCAAGUACCCAAGAGAGCUCUGAAGAGGCACAGGCUCCCCGGAGACACAUCUCUCAUGAGUUACCGGGGCCACGGGGUCCUGCACACCCUGAUUCGCUGCCGCUUCUCACCAGAGUUCAGCACCGGCCAGAGAUACAUCUACACAGGCUGCUCCACCGGCAGGGUCGUGGUGUACGACGUGCUGACCGGAGAGAUUGUCACCAAGCUCUGCAAUCACGAUGCCUGUGUGAGAGACGUGAGCUGGCACCCCUACCAGGAGAGCAUCGUCAGCAGCUCUUGGGACGGAGGCGUGCGGCUCUGGGAAUACAGACAGAAUCAGUUCUACCAGGACGACCUCCUGAACGAGGGAAUGAGGCGGCGAGGAGAGGGAGACAAACGAGAGACCGGAGAAGUGGAGGAGGGGGAGUGAGAGAGACAGAGUGCAGGCGUGUGUGUGCCAUGAUUGGGGGGGGUGGGGCUUGUCGAAAUAAUAAUAGUACAGUAUUUCAUUUUAGAUUUCAAAAUGUUAAUUUUUUCAAUUUGUCACUUUUCAUUAUCUGGGAAAACCGCCAAGUGGUGUGCAAUUCAAUAUGUUAACAAGGGAACAUUAUUCAGCAGCUUUCACUGGACUCUAUGAAGCUGAGGGAGUUCA